GCCCUCUGCAGAUAGCCCCGCCCUCGGCCACGCCUCCUCCUUCGUCCUGGACGGACCCCCAGCCCGGCGAGAAGAUGGCGGCGCCCAGCGGCCAGGUGGCGGCCGGGGAUUUCGGGUUAUGGCUGGAGCAGCGGCUGGAGGAGCUGGGCAUGGACCCCGCCGUGUACCCGGCCUACAUCCAGGGGGUCCUGCGGGAGGAGGACGACAACCACGAGGAGAGGGACGAGGCUCUCAGGGGGAUCCUGGCCGCCUUCCUGGUGAGAUUACUGCGGGGCAGCGGGGGGGAGAGGGAGAGCUGGGCUGGGCUGGGGGGGUAGUCUGAUAGAAUAAUAAUAAUAAUAUUACUGAUAAUAAAUAUAAUAAUAAUACAGUCUGAUAUAAUAAUAAUAAAUAUAAUACAGAUAGUCUGAUAUAAUAAUUAAUAAUAAUAUAAUAUUACAGAUAUAAUAAUAAAUGUAAUAACACAGUCUGAUAUAAUAAUUAAUAAUAAUAAAUAUAAUAUUACAGAUAGACUGUUUUUGUGCAGCUUGACAACGAGAGUUCCAAUAACUCAGCACUCAGCCAACAUAUUAAUGCUUAAGUUACACUUCCAAACAAUAAAUUCUGUUUAUUUGGAUGGCAUUUAUUGGACGUUUCUUGACUGACAAACUUUUUUAAUAAACUGAGUGCAGGCAAAAUGGCAUUUAGAGUCAGUUGGGUAGAUUUGUUUUAUAUUUAUAUAAAUGUUUCACAAAAAACAUGGCUGCCCUCCAUGGAAUUUUCCAUAUAGUGAAAGCCACAAACAAGUUGAAUAAAGCCCAACUCCAUGUCCUAUAGCUAAGAGCUCUAGGAAACUACAAGGAUCAUUUGCCAGAGUACCCAAUCUUAUACAGCUGUGCCAUGACAAAUUUACACAAGUCUUUGAUCUCACUGCCCUACAAACUGCUGCCAGAGAGCCCGCAGUGCCAAGCAAGUGCAGCAUGACUCAAAAUGCGUAGUUACAUGUUUAUUCAGUGUUUAUGGUAAAUGGUAAGCCUACUCACAGCAGUAUAAAUUUGUUAUUAACUUUUUAAUGUCAUUCAUUGGCGAAGUGUGUCAGCUGAUGUGCCAAGCUAAUAAAUGACCUUAAAAUGUUGAUGAAAGUUAUUUUACUAAUGUAGAGGUGGUACUUACACAUCAGUAAUAAAGUGAACGGAAUGUAGAAGUGGAAUGUAUUCAACAGAUGUGCCUGCAGCCUUAUGGCUUACUAACUAUUGUGCUAUCUGGUAGUAGUUAUGGUGCCUGGACUGGUCCUGUAAGAGACGGCUGAUACUCUAUGCCCUUUUGAUUGUUUAAAAAAAAUAUAGUAUAAGGAAUUAUAGUACUCUUGCUUCUUUGUACACUAUACUAUGGAUAGUGCGUAAUGCAAGUUUGUGUAGGUUUCUUACAAACCGCUUUUGCAGCAGGCCUGCACAUGUUAAGCCUCAAAUAGUUCUAUCCGUGAGUGAAGCGACACUGCGAGUUACUAGAACCUGUCAGGGGCUGCUAUUAAACUGCACCUGUCGUCACACAUAUGACUUGGUGUCACUUUAUCAGGAAUCGUUUCAACAAUAGAUUAAUUCAGAUGAUUAGAACACGAGUAGGCUGAGCUACUCCAUUUUUUUCUUAAUUUUCAUAAUUAUUAUAUUCACAGGAAGGUGCAAAUAAAGCUUUUUGUUUGCAAAUGAAAUGACCGUAUACCAAUCUCUUAGCAUGUGCACUCUUUCUAGAAAACGCAGUUAGCGUAUCAUUUGGGGGUGAGGAGGUCUGAUGUUUAACUACCCUUGGAUAUCAUAUUUAUAGACCAUGUAUUAAUAAAACAUUUCCUUUUAUGUAAACAGAUGUUAUAAAGUGUCAUCGUCUCUAUUUACAGAGUAACAGAUACAUUUCCAUAAUCUUUGAGUGAUAUUUAGCAUUGUUUUAUUUCUACCUUAUUUGCUCAUUUAUAUGUUCUGUAUUCAGAGGCUAGUUUUACAAUGGCCUCACUCACUGUUUGUUUUCAUUCUUAUAAUAUUUUCUUUUAAUGCUUUUCCUUUUUAAAGGUUAUGCUGUAAGUCAGGGGUUCCAAAAAGGUAAAUCCCCAGAUGUUUUAAAACAACAGCUUCUGUGAUGCUUUGUCAUUCUAAAGACAUGCAAAACAUCAUAGGACUUGUAGUUCUCCAACAUUAUUAUUAUAUUAUUUAUAUAGCGCCAACAAAUUCGGUAACGCUGUACAAUGGGUGGACUAACAGACACAUAAUUAAGAUGAGACCACUGAUGUACAGGAACAGAGGGGGUUGAGGACCCUGCUCGAUGAGCUUACAUGCCAGAGGGAGUGGGGUAUAGUGACACAAAGGGUUAAAGUAGGGGAAUUAAAUAGUUUGUUACAUCUGGGGAUCUAUCUUUCUGGCACCCCUGCUCUAAAUUAUCAACAAAAUGUCACAGCCCAAUAGUGUAUUGAUACUAUAACUAUAACGGGCUAAAUGUGCCUUGUGAUACAGAAAUUAUCGGAUUGUGAACUUGCAAUAUUAAUUUCAAGUCAAUAACUUUCAUUUUCACAGGAAGAAGAUUCAAUAGAGGAGGUGUGCCUUGAGAUUGUUACCAAAUGGUAUGAAACUCAGAAUUCUGGCCCUGCACAGCCAAAACAAGAAGGUAAGCAAGUAGCCAAACACGGGAAUGUGCUAUGCUUCACUGAACACCUGAAGCAAAGCAGGACAAUUAAAUGUCAGGAAAUAACGAUCUAAUGUAUUAUUUAUAUAAGGACAAAUUAAUUGCAAUACAGCAAGGCUGGGCAGCAACAACAUUUGCAGGCAAAAUCCUUGGAUUUUGUGUUUGCUAUGUCUCUGUUGCCAGCCAGGUCAUCCUCAGCAGAGCACGAGUUAGAUCAUUUAGUCUGCAUGCACAGUGGAAACAUAGAGAUGGUAGCAAGGUCAAGUAAGUUUGGUGUGCUAGAUUGUACAAGGAAGCUAAUAUUACUCUGCAACUUUAGGGUCUCUGGAACAGGAAUGCAGGAUUUAAAAAUGCAUAUACAAAUACAAUGAGCCAAGAAUACGCUGAAUUCCUAAAUUUAGCUCAUUGAUUAUACUUCAGUCUCGGGAAGGCUGUAAAUUAUAAAACAGACACUCGAGGAGAGUGGAGUAAGAUGAACAGAUUUCUUUAGACUAUCAAGACAGACAGCCCGAGUCAGAGCAAGUGGUCCUAUCAGGAUAGAUUUAAACUAGAAGCCCAAAUAUGGUGUAAUGAAAGUGAUAUUAAACGUUGUAGAUGAAUUCCCUCCGUAGGCUAAAGACAAAACGAAAAAAGUGAUGUUUACAUACAUGAGUACUGUCUAUGGCAGCCCAGACAUAAUAUUUUAAUCUGUGCUCAGCAUUGUAUGGGUUUUAAGUAUACGAAGUUGUGAAAUGAUGGAUUUAGGAAAGUGUCUGUUAAGAAAUAAAAUGUGUUCUUUGGAAAAAACAAAAAUGUCUGCUAGGUGUAAUCACAUUGUGCUGUGUUUUUCUACCCAGAUGAAGUACAGGCUCUUGCCAGCAUGAUUGAGAAACAAGCCCAGAUUGUAGUGAAAGCCAAGGAAGUGUCCGAGGAAGAGCAGCAAAGAAAGGCAGCCCUCCUGGCACAGUAUGCCAACAUCACAGAUGAUGAAGCAUAUCCUUUGCUUUUGAUUCAAGUUAUUUUUUAUGUAUAUGCUUUGAAGAGUUGUGUGCUCUCUUUACUUAUUUACCAGAUGGUUCAUAUAAAGGUUCAUGCAAGCUGGAAGAGUUAUACCAUGUGAGAAUUUAGGGUUGUCAAAACUGUACAUAAAGUCUUUUUUUUUUUUUUUUUUGAAUUCUUUAAACCAAAGCAGUCAGAUUGUCUGGAUUCAUACAAUUUAUUAAAAGUAUGUCUAAUCUGUGAUAUCUAUGAAGGUAAGCCAAAGGUCCAUAUUUAAAAAUAUAAAUUGUGUAGGGGAAAAGAGAAUCUUUUCUCUUUGAGCACGGGUGUAGAUAAGAUUAAUACAUGCAUACCGCCGGAUUGCUGAAAGUCUUUAGGACACAGACGGUCAGAAAUUUUGUAUUGACUAUUUGAUAGUGCUGCAAUAGAUACAUAAGGUGAGUGAAAUGUGAUUCUGGAGUUUUUCUGCCAUUUGGUCCAAUGUGGAUCUUUUAUUGAUAUGUAAAUAAAUGUAGUUUGUUUUUAAAUAGUCCUAUCAGAUCUCUUUAUAGACUUCUAUUUUCUGUUCAAGGAUGUCACCAUUUGCAGUGAUACACACUAGAGCUCUAUCUUUAUAACCAGCACAUAUAAAAAAAGUUUACACUAGAUACAAUACGUAUUUUGUUUUUAAAUGUGAAGAUGCUAAGAAUGGAAGGAAUUAAGUGCCUACAUUUAAGCAUAGUUUUUUGUACUGGGUAAGAUUUGCUGCAUAUAUUCAGUUAUUCUUUAGUACUUUUAAACACUCUACCUAAUCUUAAUCUGUGUGAUUAUUUUUGUCAAUGUUUGUGAUUUCCAUUCACUGUGUACUGUGUGGCUGUUUUUGAAAUCCUGCUUCGUCAUAAUACAUAGUUCUUUAUUAAAGUGAUUCAAACUGAAUCUAAAAUGUAAGUUCAUAAUAGCCAUGCUGGUAACAUUUUAUAGUGGGGUUUUUAUUCUAAAGUAAAAAUUUGUAAAGUGAAUACUUGUUGGUGUUAUUUGCUAAAGUGAGAUCAAAUUUAAAGGAACACUAUAGGUUCCGGAACACUGUGACUUGAAUUUGUUAAAUUCCUUAACUGGUUCCACUGAAGAGGAAGAAGCGGAUGCUCCCUGCGCUGCUGCUUUCAACCCCGAAAAAUGUAUCCUUUCUGUGACAUAAUUUAGUAAAGUAAUACCUUUCCUUUUAAACUCAACUGCUAUACUGAUAGCAGAACUUUUCGUUUUUCAGAUAAUUCCUCUUCUUAAAAGCCUGUAAUUAUUGCACACCCUAGUGGGUUAUAUCCUUGCUCAUCUGUGAAGGCAGGUCAGACUCCUGUUUUAGAUUGCAUUUAGACCCUCGCUAUCCCCAGCAGCAGCCGGUAAUUUGCACACUCUGGGGGACAGAGGGUGAAACAUUCUGAGUUAUUCAAAACAUUUUCACAAAUUAAAUUUGAAUGGAAAAAAAACAGAAGCGGUGACUAGCUGACCUGGAGAUUUGUUUCCUAAUCCGCUCUUAUCGCUCAGUUUUUCCCAUUCAGAUUUGUGUAAAUAACCCAGUCAAUGUCCAGGGCUCAAGGCAGGUUCCCCAAUCUGAAUUUUUUUUUGUCAGGAUAAGUAGAUUGGGCUACCAUUUCAGUCUCUUAAUCAAGUAGAUUUUUAUUUUUUCAAUUUCCACACCCCUGACCAGAAAUGCAGAGCUAGACUUUAGUAAUUGCUGUCCUAAGGAAACUUUUUUCAGAACCAGUUGUGAAAUGAAAAGUCACUUCCAUUUUAUAUUAAAAGGGAUUGUUUUAUUAUGCUGAAAUAAUGUGGAUAGAGAAAAACUGAGCAAAAGAAGGAGCAGAGUAUUUGCAGCUGAACGAGUCUUGGAUCAUUUGUUGUGUUGCAAGAGUCUGAACAAAUAUGGCAGUUCUGUUUAUCCACAUAAUUUAUUAAACAGGUGCCAGGUCCUACAACAUAUACAAGAUAAAUGAUCAGAACUCUGCACAUAUCUCCAUACAUGAGAUCCAGAUUAUCAGUCUGACCACAGAUUAUAAAAAUUAAAGUGUCUCUGAUGUAGGUGUUUGUAGAGACUGGAUAUUUCAUGUACAUAAGUCAAUUACAAGAAUCCAUAAGAAAGAAAUCCGAUACCACCAGUUAUUUUCAGGUAGCUUUUAUAAUUUGUUUCACAUUUUGAAUAGGAUUGGACCUUUAACUAGUUUCCAGCUCUCUUUAAAAACACCAACCUUGAAGAUGUGGUAAAUGCAAAGAAGCUUGAACGUGAUGCCUUAAAAGAUGCAUCUCAGAAAAAGAAAGACCAAGACAAGCAGCAAAGGGAGAAGGACAAGUUGGCCAAGCAGGAACGCAAAGACAAGGAGAAAAAGCGUACACAGAAAGGCGAGCGAAAACGAUAAACUCAAUGAUUGAAGACUCUGGCUCGGGCAGGGUUAUUGGGGAGGAAGACUUUUGAGAGUACAUCCCUUGCAAUUGGGGACACAGGCCUUUCUUUUCUUUGAGUAUUGAUGGGGUCCCUCAGGAACUGAUCGCCUGUCCCACAUCCACUGGAAGUGGGUUGUUCUCUACCAAGAGAACCAGGCUCACAUCCAUAGCUAGUGAAGAACUGACAUUGAAUACAGGUGUAAGAAGAUGAUGCUGCACUUGUUUGUGGUUGAGUGCAUUCGGACUUACAGAAUGUCAUAAAAGUAUCUCUUGUCCAGUGGAUUGAAUAACAAUGCAUUUGCCCUAUGGGGAUAUGCUGGACUAGUUAUGUAUUACUUUGGCUAUCAGAAGGGGUUUAACGUGUGCUAGCCUUGGCAAGAUGAUUAAAGGUGCCAACUGCUCUCCAUGAUGUGUGACCUAUUUUCCAUUCCCCUCAGCACUGAAUGAAAGAUAUUUAUACAAUUUGUAUAUUAAUGUUUCAAAUAAACACUGCCCGGCGAACUGAUUUGUGUCUGGAGACUAUUUCAUU
This is a messenger RNA of Pelobates cultripes (western spadefoot toad), 6565 nucleotides long. The record is from the annotation of a GenBank genome assembly. NCBI's taxonomy places the organism in Eukaryota, Metazoa, Chordata, Amphibia, Anura, Pelobatidae.